Molecule: messenger RNA, 5285 nt
Organism: Leptopilina heterotoma
Lineage: Eukaryota; Metazoa; Arthropoda; Insecta; Hymenoptera; Figitidae
Gene: Nep3
Product: endothelin-converting enzyme homolog
Exons: 13
Coding region: 296-2641 (781 amino acids)
Biological process (GO): protein processing
Cellular component (GO): plasma membrane
Molecular function (GO): metalloendopeptidase activity
Source: RefSeq, a predicted model, not a curated record
UGGAACAGUUUUAGUAGCGACACAUAUUUUGCCAUCAGUCUUUCUAGUUCUCUUUGUGCUGCCCUUUCAUUUUUGAUUAAGAGUGGUGCUUUUUUUGGAAAAACCAAAAAAAAAAAAAAAAAUUUCAAACACUCGUGGAAAAAAAAUUUCUUUUUGCGAAAGAGAAAAAUGGUUUUUAAUUAAGUGAGCAAGAAAGGAAAGUGGCAAAGAAAUUUAAAAAAAAGGGAAGAAAAGUGAGAAAAUGGAAAAUUAAUUUUAAAAAAAACCCGCCGCCGGCUUUUUUUUGAAACAAAAAAUGACGAGGUAUAAACAGGCAGAAUUUGAGGAUGAUGAUAAUAGCAGUAUUGGUUCAAUCGCAUUAAACAGCGAAAGAAUAAGCACAUCUGCUACACAUAUUCGAUAUCAUUCCUCGGGUAUAAUGCAAGGGGUAUCUUUAUGGCGACAUAGAACAAAGUUAGAGAGAUUUCUCUUAGUCAACAUUUGUGGAUUAUUAUUACUCAUAAUAAUCCUCUUAAUUGUAAUUAAUGUCCAAUAUGCAAAGGACCAAUCGAAAGUACUACUUCAUGUUUCAUUACCUAAAGAAGGUGAUUCACAUUAUAUCACUCCACAUAGUGUCACAGUGGCAGCCUCCAUAAUUAAUAGUAUAGAUAAUUCCGUUCACCCCUGUGAUGAUUUUUACGAAUACGCAUGUGGCGGUUGGAUAAAGAAGAAUCCAAUACCGGAUGGUAAAAGUAUGUGGGGAACUUUCGGAAAAUUAGAACAAGAUAAUCAGUUGGUAGUGAAAAAUGUUCUUGAGAAACAGUUAUCUGAAAUGAAAUCGGAAGCUGAGAAGAAGGCCAAGUUAUAUUAUUCAUCAUGUAUGGAUGUAAAUGAGACAAUAGAAGCUUUAGGGGCAAAACCAAUGCUUGAUUUAUUGGACGAUGUUGGAGGUUGGAAUAUAACAGGAAAAUUCAAUAUUAGCAAUUGGUCUCUACAGAAGAGCAUGCAUAUAUUGCAGAAUGGCUACAAUAUGGGUGGGCUCUUCUCUUGGGCUGUUAAUGAAGAUGAUAGAAAUAGUAGUAGGCAUAUCAUACAAAUCGAUCAGGGUGGUUUGACCUUGCCCACGAUAGAUAAUUAUUUGAAUAAAACGGAACAUGAGAAGGUUCUAGUGGCCUAUUUGGAAUACAUGACUAAGAUUGGUGUGCUGUUAGGAGGUGAGGAAAAUUCCACUAGGAGACAAAUGCAGGACAUCAUUAAUUUCGAGACAAAAAUAGCGGAGAUUACGAUUCCACAAGAGGAGAGAAGGGAUGAUGAAAAAAUGUACAAUCUCAUGAGAAUAGGAGAUCUGCAAAAAAUGGCUCCUUUCAUAUCAUGGGUAGAUUAUUUUAAAAAUGCAACAAUUCCUGUGGGUAAAAAAGUCAACAGCAAGACAAACAUUGUUAAUUAUGCGCCUGAGUAUUUCACCAAGUUGAACAAACUAGUGCAAGAGUAUAGCAACACGACUGAAGGAAAAGUAAUUUUGAAUAACUACCUCAUAUGGCAAACUGUCAGAUCAUUGACUGCUUGCCUCUCGAAACCGUUUCGAGAUGCUUACAAGGGACUUAGAAAAGCUCUCAUUGGAUCUGAGGGCAGGGAAGAACAAUGGCGAUAUUGUGUUAGUGAUGCAAAUAAUGUUAUGGGUUUUGCCAUUGGCGCAAUGUUCGUCAGGGAUGUGUUCCAUGGCAAAAGUAAACCAAUGGCUGAGAUGAUGAUCAACGAAAUCAGACAAGCAUUCACGAAGAAUCUGAAAAAUUUAAAUUGGAUGGACGCAGAAACGAGAAAGUCAGCUGAUGAAAAGGCAAACGCUAUCACUGACAUGAUUGGCUUUCCAAAUUUCAUACUAAAUCCAAAGGAGUUAGAUGAACGAUACGAAAGUUUGCAGAUAAAGGAAAACGAGUAUUUUCUCAACAACAUAAGAGUGAACAAGUAUAAUUUAAGGAAAAGUUUGGAGAAUCUUGAUCAGCCGGUUAAUAAAACAACUUGGAUAAUGACACCACCAACUGUCAAUGCCUAUUACACACCAACAAAGAAUCAAAUAGUUUUUCCCGCCGGUAUUCUACAGAGUCCCUUCUACGAUAUGGAAAAUCCAAGUAGUCUCAAUUUUGGUGGAAUGGGUGUCGUGAUGGGUCAUGAACUAACCCAUGGUUUUGAUGAUCAAGGCAGGGAAUAUGAUUUACAUGGGAAUUUACAUCAAUGGUGGAAUAAUGCAACAAUUGAGAAAUUUAAAAAUCGAACCCAAUGCUUUGUUGAACAGUACAGUCAAUUUGAAAUUGACGGACGACAUGUUAAUGGAAAACAAACUUUAGGAGAAAAUAUAGCUGAUAAUGGAGGUUUAAAAGCUGCAUAUCAUGCCUAUAUUACGACGCCUAAGAAUUAUAAGGAUCAGUUGCAAUUGCCUGGUCUUAAUAUGACACAUCGACAAUUAUUUUUCCUUAACUUUGCCCAGGUUUGGUGUUCUGCUGUCACAUCAGAAGCAAUAGGUCUUCAAAUUGAAAAAGAUUCACACUGUCCUGCUAAAUUUCGUGUUAUAGGUCCAUUAUCAAAUCUUCCAGAAUUUUCUACCGAAUUUAAUUGUCCCUUGGGUUCAAAAAUGAAUCCAACACACAAAUGUGAAGUAUGGUAACAAUUUUUUUUUGUGCUUUCGAUAGAAAUAAAGACUUUUUCUUUUUUUAAAGAAAUAAUUGAGCCAAAAUGGUGAGGGGGUUCUUAAAAAAAAAUACUGGUUUUCUGAAUCAAUUUUAAUGGCCUGAAAAGUGCACAGUCUUUAAAAAAAAAAUAUAGUACCGAUGAUACAAAAAUGAAUAAAUGUACGAAUGUAAAGGAAUUAGAAGUGUGAAUCUUGAAAUUAUUAUGAUUGCACUCAUUGGUCACAGGGCACUAUAGACUUUUAAGAUAAUUAAAAUUUCAUUUUGUUUUUAUAAAUUAGUGUUAAUAAUUUUUGAUUUUUGGUUCGGAGAAAAACAUUUUUAACCUUUUUCAGAAGUGUACUACUGUGUACUAAAAUUUUUCAUGUUUUUCACUUUUAUACCACAAUUUUUCAAAUACUAACGGAAAAGAAAAAAAUAAAUUAUUUAUCAAGGAUGACGCUAGGAAAUUUUUCUUUUCUCAGAGAAAUACAUUUUUCACUUAAAUUAAAAAUAGACUGAAGAUUAAGACUGACUGCGAUGAAAAAUGAAACAGGGACAUGAUUUUUAAUUACCUUAUUCAAAAUAAUUUUAAUAUUAUUAAAUUAUUUUUGUCCACUUUAGGCAUAUUUAUAAUUGCACACAUUUUCUCAACUGUCACAUUAAUUAAAAUAAGUGAAAGAAAGAAUUUAAGGAAAAAUGAUUUUAUAAAGAUUCGAUUUGAUUAAAAAAUGUUUUCCUCUGAAUCAAAGAUGUAUAAUUAAUGAACAUUUAUUUUUUCCACGGUCCGCCACACUUUGCCAUAGUUCAUGAAAUUUUGAUUUCAAAAAUCUAGAAAUAAAAGAAUUAGAAGUCCAGAUAACAAAAUGCUUUUAGAAUUUAAAGCUCUGUGCAUAUAACUUUGCGCCGAAAAACGAUUGUUAUCUGGAAAGUACUUUUAAUAUUUUUUUGCAGAAAGAAAUUUAUUUUUGUUGUUAUGUAAAUGUAUAUGUUUACUGUGAUAGAACAAAUGUACAAUGGAUCCGUAACUCGGUGCUAUAAAAUGAACAGUUUCAUUAAAAAACUAUAAUUUUUUAUUUCUGUAAAAAAAAUUUCCUAUUUCCAGAUUGAAUCAUUAAAAAUAUUUCAUUUCGAAUUGAAAAUUGUAUUACUUAUUGCAAUUAAAACAAAAUGCAUAAAGAUUAUUUAGUGAAAUAGAUUUAGUUUUAAAUGUAAAGUAAUUUAUUUUAAUAAAAUCUUGAAAUUAAUUAAAGAAUAUAGAAAAUACCUUCAAUAAGGCGAUACAUAGUUUUUUGUAAAAGGGUACAAAGCAUUACACGAAUAAUUAUGAGCUUCUGAAUGUAGAGCUUAGAAAAUGUCUAUAAUAACCACUUUUUGUAUAUAUAACACUAAAAACAGGUAUAUUUAUGGAAAAUGUAAGAGAAAAACUUUUUCAAUUUAUUUUUCAGCCAAAAUUUUAGUUUAAAUAUAUAAAAAUAAAUUAUUUGAAGUACAAGAUUAUUAUCAUUAAUUAAAUAACGAAUCAAAUCUAGAUGAAGUGUAGCAAAAGUUUAAAAAAUAAAAUUCCCCAUAGAACAUAUCAUUAUGAAAAUGAGAAUAAAAAAUAUUCAUUGACGCUAAAAGAAAAUAGGCGUGUAACACAUUGAGAACAAAAUUAAUAUUUUAACAGUGGAUUUCAUGUACAGUAAACUUGACAUUUUGUAUAGUGAAGUAGAGUGAAUAAUUGUGAAUUGUAAAAAUAAUUGAAACUAGAAAGAAAACUUUUCAUUCAGUAAUGAAUGUUCAUCUAGUAUUUUUUUUUUUGCAAAAUCUUUCUUUACAGCAUACUUUCAUUGACAUAUUUGUUUCCACAUAAAUUGUAAAAUUAUCCGAACAAUUCCGUCUUCCGUAAAUUUAUGGAAACCUGUAAAAAAACUGCCUUAUUCUUGUGAAAAUAGAUUUUUUCGUUUCUAAAACCCACCUAUAGUGACCAUUUGAAUGUUUAAUGGAGAAAAAAAAAUAAAAAUAGGUGUUAAUUAAAAACAGAAUGGAAAAUAAUUUCAAAAGCAUAUAUUGCUUUUAGUAUAAGAGUUUGUGAAUAACAAAGCAAGAAAAAAAGAGUUGAAACCAUGUGUGGAUUCGUCUAAUUCAAGUCCUUUGGGAGUAACCCAAUUUAGAAAUUAAACAUCUGUAAGUUAUUUGUUUCUUAAACAAUAUUAAAUUAUCUUUCGUCUAACGUUGCAGUUUAAAAAAAAAAUUAUAGAGUCGUUUGUCACUUUAAGCACCUGCCACCUAACAUGGAUUCAACCACAAAAAAACAAUAAUUAUGAAUGCUACCAAAAAAAAAAAUUUAGAGUAGAAUUAAUAAGAUUCCUAGGCCUUAAUUAUGUGUGUUAAGAGGUAAGCACGUGUGUUUUUAUGAUACUUUUAAAUUGUAUAAUAAUUGUAUCAAACUUAAAACUUACCUGACGUUAAACAAAACUUAUAUAUAUAUAUAAAUAAAUAUAUUAGUUGUUCACAAUUCGUGGCUAGUUUGAUAAAAUGCAAGAAACAAAAAUUGAGGUUUUAAACGAUGAGGUGUGAGUGCGUGUGAUUAUUUUUCGGUGUAUUAUUCUUGUACAUUAUGUGUUACGCUUAUUAAAGUUAACAUUGACAAAAGUAAAA